Thrips palmi is the source of this 1759-nucleotide messenger RNA. Its product is annotated as apolipoprotein D. Lineage: Eukaryota; Metazoa; Arthropoda; Insecta; Thysanoptera; Thripidae. The transcript is spliced from 5 exons. The coding region runs from base 269 to 1126 and encodes 285 amino acids. The record is from RefSeq and is a predicted model, not a curated record.
AUAAUAGAGACCGCCGAAGAAGAAUCUGACAAAGCGACGCAGGCCGGCAGACGGUGAACCUCACUCCUGCUCACUCCACUCCGCACCGCGCUCCGCUCCGUCCGCUCCACGCGCAGCCCGACAGUCAAAGACGAGUGGAGCGACCGCCAGUGCCAGUGCACCAGCGACCGGGCAGCGUGCUUGACGACGGCGUCGAGCACGUCCAGCGACCAGCGGCGCAGUAGUGGAUACAGUGGAAAAAGCAGCGGCGUCCCGGAUCACCACCACCAUGACCACCACGAGGAUCUUCGCGGUGCUGCUGGCGGCGCUGGCGGCCGUGUCCUGCGUCGCGGCCCACUCCUACCACCUUGGCUCCUGUCCCAGCGUCGAGCCCAUGCCCAACUUUGAAGUGGACAAGUUCCUGGGCAAGUGGUACGUGAUCCAGAAGACGUCGACGGGCAGCCGCUGCCUGGUGUACAACAUCACGCGCACCCCCGAGGCGCAGGGCGAGGCGCACGGCCAGUUCCGCAUCGAGCAGAUCAGCGAGCACCUGCUGCUGGGGCUCACCUCGGUGGACCACAAGUACCGCUACACCGGCCUGCUGCACGUCAACCCGGGCGCCACCACCAACGCCAACAUGACGGUCCACUUCCCGCUGAGUACGUGCUGCGUGGCCGGCAGUGCCUCCUACCGCAUCUUCAUGACGGACUACACGACCUACGCCGCCGUCUUCACCUGCCAGAAGCUGGCCUUCGCCAACCGCCAGUCGGUGUCCAUCCUCGCCCGGCAGCGCACCCUGGACAAGCAGUACCUGGACAAGAUCCGCAACCGCAUCAGCGCGCUGGGCGUGGACCCCUUCGACCUGUCCAUCAUCGACCAGACCAACUGCGCCGUGGAGAAGCCCGAGGGCGUGGACAUCAACAUCGACGAGGACACGUUCACGGCCGAGUCGGCGGCCGGCGUGGUGCGCAAGGCGGGCGAGAAGAUCGGCGACGGCAUCGAGUUGGUGGCGGACGGCGCCAAGAAGGUGUACCACACGGUGCGCGGCGAGAAGAAGGCCAACGCCGAGGAGGGCCGCGACCAGGUCCAGCAGAACGACAACUACCACGGCCGCUUCAGCGACCGCGACGCCGAGUGGCUGCCCUGAGCGCCGAACUUGCAAAUUUAAGCUCCCCUCUUUCCCCCUCGCUCAAGACCCGUGCCGAAAAUUUUCCGCAACUGCCGUGGGACUUCCCUCCCCCCGCGACACGGCCGCCGGAAAUCUUUCAUCUCCGCCGCGCCAAAUUUCGGCCGUAAGGGGGGGGAAUUGCCAACCGGUGCGUUUUUUGAAAGAAUGUUUCGUCGUGAAAACUUUGUGUACACAGAUACAAAGCUGCCAUCGGACAUAGCGAAGCGCAGCCAAAGAUCCUAAAAGUAUUGCCUCACCAAGGCGAAGGCGGGAGAUAAGAGACUGCAGUUCUAUUUUCAUCUCGUGCGACCCAUAAAAGCUACUAGACACCAUUUGUUUCUCAUAGUGCGGUUACAAGCUGCUGCUUUUUUGGUGAUUCUGUGAGGUUCCUUUUGACGAGUUUGAUCUGAUAAACCUGUGAUAAGGCUUGAUAGCAAGCUGAGGGCGACAAGACGAUAGGAGGAUGGCGGAUGGCUCAAUUUUAAAUCACUUUUUUCUAUAAACUUUUAGACGUGUAAUUCCACGCAACGAUGACUUUCAAUUGUUUCACGAUUGUAAACUGUGGGUCUUAUUUGUAUUCCUCUAUUUUAAAAUAAUAAACUGUGCCAUAUA